UUUACACACUGUGCAAGAAAGCACACAGCAGCAGGCCUAUUAUUUUCGAACGCUGCAUAAAACUGCUCGCGUAAAUACGCCGUGUCGGGCAGCUCUUUCAGUACAAGUAGUGGGGAUGAACGCUGUUUUCGAGUUACUACCGUGAGGAGAGUAAGUUACCGACACCUCUGCUCUAAAGUUUCCUCUCGACCAGUACAUUUCAAUGGAAUCCGUGAGGAAACAUAUGUACCGAGAAAAUUAUUAAUAAACUAUCCGUCAGCGAGAAAAAAGAAAGAAACGGACAAGAAAACACGUACAGUGAAACCUUAAAGUUGGAGGUUUUGAAAAUAUUUUCGUGUUCUUCCAGUGCCGAUUAUUUCGAUUGGUACCCCCUUUGAACUCGUCGAUCAUAACCUAACUUCCUAAUCUGUCAAUCGAAACGUAGUGCUCUCGCACGUAUCUAACGUGAUAAUGUAAAAUGUAUAAUAUAAACCAUAACCUUUCGUUACACCAGCCAGUUUGUCCAGCUUCGACUGAACUUGUGAUCGUUGAACGAUUGAAAAUUGUGUACUUUUUCGACUGUCUCUCGCGUGUAUUGUAAACACUUGUUUGACAUUUAAAAAGCAAAUUGGCCGUUUACACGUAACGUUCCCAAUGGCCGAAAAAAAAGGGAAUGAAUUAAUUACGCAGGAAAUUCCUGGAAAAUCCGAAGAAACGGGAGAUAAUAUAACCAACGAAGAAGCACCAGGCAGCCUCGAAACGGUUCCUUCGGAAGCGCUUCGAAAUGGAGUUCAAACCAUCAGCAAAGAUAAAGCGAAAAUCGAUAUACUCCUGAAAGCAACUGGCAAUGCUCCCAUAAUGAAGCAAAAGAAAUGGUCCGUCAAUCAAGAUUCCUGUAUCGGAAAAAUUUCAGAUUUCGUUAGAAGGUACCUUAAACUGGAAUCCAGCGAAAAACUGUUCCUGUACGUAAAUCAGACUUUCGCCCCGGCACCCGAUCAAGUGGUUAAGAAUUUAUACGACUGUUACGGCGCAGAUGGAAAAUUGAUACUUCACUACUGUAAAAGUCAAGCCUGGGGAUGAACGUACAAACGUAAUUUAUAUUUCCUUGAUAAGCGUAAUAAAAUAUCUCACGAGUAUUAUCCACAUAAAUACCGUAACUUGUAGUAGUAUCCAAUCCAUCGAACGAGAUGUUGUAAAUACGAA
Molecule: messenger RNA, 1182 nt
Organism: Nomia melanderi (Alkali bee)
Lineage: Eukaryota; Metazoa; Arthropoda; Insecta; Hymenoptera; Halictidae
Gene: Atg12
Product: Autophagy-related 12
Biological process (GO): protein lipidation involved in autophagosome assembly; autophagy of mitochondrion; glycophagy
Cellular component (GO): cytoplasm; autophagosome membrane; Atg12-Atg5-Atg16 complex
Molecular function (GO): Atg8-family ligase activity
Source: RefSeq, a predicted model, not a curated record